Carassius gibelio (silver crucian carp) is the source of this 3051-nucleotide messenger RNA. RefSeq names its product tetraspanin 9b (gene tspan9b). NCBI's taxonomy places the organism in Eukaryota, Metazoa, Chordata, Actinopteri, Cypriniformes, Cyprinidae. The record is from RefSeq and is a predicted model, not a curated record. The transcript is spliced from 7 exons. Gene Ontology annotation, cellular component: membrane. The coding region runs from base 325 to 1557 and encodes 410 amino acids.
AGUUACAUGGGAAUAGGGAGAUAACGCAUCCAUUGACCUGCAAACAGAUUGGCCAGAGUGCAGGAGGAGGAGCCAAAGAGAGAGCGAGAGAGAGAGGGAUGAAAGAAUGAAGGUAGGAGGAUGCAGAGAGAGGGACAGAGAGCACUAGUUGGGAUGGGAAGAGCAGGGAGAGGAGAUCUCUAAUAAUAGCACUGGAGGGAAGCAAGAGCGUGCAGAGGAAAAAGUGGUUCAUGCAACAAAGCGAAUCAUGCCGACACAGAGCAAUGAAAGAGUACGAUGGAGUGAGAGCGGGGAAAGUUGAAAGCACAUGCUCUGCUUUCCUGCAUGCACAGCGUAAAGGGGAAAAAGACAAAUAGGAAGCAGCAGGAGGAAGACGUUCUUAAUUCAAAGGAAUUACGAUCUCGAGAAAACCCUCUUAUUAGACUUCUGAAGUUCUUGUGUUUUUGUGAGCACAGCUCACAAAAUCCUUUCCAAUGGCAACUUUGGACACGUGUGUUAGGUUGCAGAGCGUGUGAAACAUGCCCUCCACUCGGCCUUCAUCCAAUAAUGCAGAGGUGUGAGAGCCACGAAUCUGAGGUCCAGCGGAGCCCCUCAUUGGACAGCGCAGAGUCAGAAUUCACCCGGGCGGCCCAUCGGGGUCACCGCCUGGCCGUGGGGGCAUUCUACGGCUCCCGGGGGUCAAAUGUCAAAGAUCAAACGGCACAGAGUGACGGUGUUGUGGUCGCUGUCCCACCUGUAGGGAAGCCUCAGGAUAAGCGCGUGUCUACCGGUGGGAAGUACGUUGUGUUUUACCUGGACUUGUCGUUUGUGUUGCUCCUAGAGUUCGAGAAGCUGAAGAUGGCUCGCGGAUGCCUGUGCUGUGUCAAAUACAUGAUGUUCCUCUUUAACCUGCUGUUCUGGUUGUCUGGCUGCGGGUUGUUAGGUGUGGGCAUAUGGCUGUCUGUUUCUCAGGGCAGUUUUGCCACCUUCUCCCCCUCCUUCCCCUCCCUAUCAGCCGCCAAUCUGGUCAUUACCUUGGGCUCUGUCAUCAUGGUCACGGGCUUUCUUGGUUGCCUCGGUGCCAUCAAGGAGAACAAGUGCCUGUUGCUGAGUUUCUUCAUUGUUUUGUUGAUCAUUCUGCUGGCAGAGCUUAUUAUGCUCAUCCUUUUCUUCGUGUACACGGACAAGGUGAGCGAGAACGCUAAGCAGGAUCUGAAAGACGGCCUGAGGCUCUACAACACGGACAAUAACAUCGGCCUCCGCAACGCCUGGAACAUUAUCCAAGCUGAGUGGCAGUGUUGUGGUGUUACUGGGCACACAGACUGGCAUGAUGCCCUGCAGGAGAAAACAGUUCCAGACAGAUGCUGCCAGGAACACUACAAAGAGUGCGGUCGUAACGCCACUAACGUCUUCUGGUCACAGGGUUGCUAUGAGAAGGUUGAGGAAUGGCUAAAUGACAACAAACAUUUGCUCGGAACCAUCGCGAUGUGUGUGCUGGUCUUACAGCUGCUCGGGAUGGCAUUCUCCAUGACUUUGUACCAGCAAAUCCACAGGGCGGGAAAGAAGUAUGAUGCCUAGAGGAAACCCAGUGUUACACGAAAAAAAAAACAAAAAAAAAAACUCUCUUAGCAGCUAAUGUAUUAUUUCAAACCCUGCUUCGUGCCAUCACAAACUAUUACCAGUGAAAAUGAAGCUGUACUUUUUUUUUUUUUUUUUGGAUCAGAUUUAAUUAUGUAGAACAGACAGUAGAUAUUUCUGCUUGGCUGCUGAGUGGCUAAUUUUUUUUAUUACUUUUUUUGGGCCUGAGGUUUAAAAGCAACUGUAAGAUGACAACUAAUGAAGGGACUGCACUGUAAGAAGCAAUUAUGGAUGUUCGCAGCCGUAAUGCCCAACGGUUUGGAAAUAGUCUAUUAUCGUACGGACUGCACAAAAAUGCCCACAUGAUGUAAAAUCGGAUUUUAAAGAUCUGUAGCUAGUAAAAGGAUACAUUCACUAUUUCUUUAUUGGACACUUGUGUACAUGUAGACGCAGUUCCCUUUGCUGAUGUAAUAUAUCAAUCGCAUGCUGUAUGUAUUUCACAUUCACAUAAAUUUACUGUACAAUUGAACACAAGUGUUAGGGAAAGUGCGGUAAGAUUUGUCACCUUCUUUAGCUACCAAAAAAUACACUUCUUUUUGUCAGAUUAUCAGACACAGUAUUCAGAAAGGCUCUAAUUGUUUUUGUUAUAUUAAAUAAUAAAAUGAACAUGAAAAUAUAUACAAUUUAAAAAAAAAAUAUAUAUAUAUAUAUUAUAAAUAUAUUAAUUAUAAAAUAUUUAAAAUUGUAUAUAUAUAUGUGAGUGUCAAAAUUUUAUACAUUUAUAUACAUAAAUAUACACAUAAAUUAUUUUCUACAUUUUGGCUUCAAACAUUCGGAUUAUUUUAAAGGUAUUUCUGUCAAUUUCAUAUUUGAAAAGUGUCACAGCUCACCCCAUUCUUCCCUGCUUUCAUUUUUUUGAAGUAUGAAUGUGUUUAUAUGUUCCAUGUAUGAGAGAGAGAGAGAGAGAGAGAGAGAGAGUCUGGACUAGUCAUCUGCUCGCUCUGGGGCUUUGUGUCCUGGUGACUCUCUUUUCAUAUCUGUCUACUCUCUUUGUUUUCUCGCUCAUUGAUCUUUUCAAAGUGCAUCUGUACUGCUGGGAGGCAAACGAGCUGUCCUACUCCGCCUACCGUCAGGGAAGAGAGGGAGAUGAGAUCAAAGGAUGCAGGAUAUAGAGGUUAGGAAAUAGAGGGGGGGGAAGACCUAAUAACGGCCUCUCUUGAAAACAAACAGUAUCAUGCAAUGGCACCUGAAUGCGUGCAAUGAGAGUUAAUUUAUAAGCCAUAACCUCAGCGAAUGGUUUGUCGCACCUGUCAUUUUCCUAAAAUACAUUCCUACUCAGUUUGUGAGUGCUAUAUGUGUGAUUUGAUCCAUGGAUUUAUUAGUUGCAUCAUUACAUUAUUGAAUUAUCAGGAUAAUUUAUUACCAAGUGACAUAUCUGCAUUACUGUUUAACAAACGUAUUAUUUUAAAUAAAAAGAAAAAAUGUUUGAAAUAA